AUGAGUUUUGGAUUAAACCUCUAUGCUCCCUUGCAACCUAAUUCUCCCCUUGUUGGAAGACGCCGGCCCUUCCUCUCCCCAUCUUCUUCUUCCUUACCCUUCCGUGGACAGAUUGGAAGCCUAGAGAAGAAGAGACGAUCUCCCCUCUCCACUUCCAAUGUGAAUGCAGAUCCCGAGUUGAGUGGGGAUAGAUACUUCGACGCCGACGGACCAGAGCUCAACUAUCUAUCCGAUCUCCGUGCUUUGACGUUAGGAUUGAAGACGACGCCACAGUUGACGAAUAUUGGAGCGAGUCGUCUCGAUUCUAGUGAGCAUCAUCGACCCGACCAUUCUCAAACUACGAUUGGAGCUCGUAAAGCCGCACACUACAUCCUUCCCCACCGGCUACCUCUCCACCAACGAAGCUUCUUCGGCACCUUCCUCUCUAGUGUGUCAAACCAUUUUCAUAUCUUGUAUGCAGUGAUUGGAAAUCCACUGGGCAUCCACAUACAUGCUGUAUUUGUUUCAAAGAUGGCAGGUGAAACCUUACAGAAGUAUGCUGAAGGUGACGGAGAAUGCUGCAUAGGCCCACCUAUAGAGGAAAACGCAGGAACGGUGCUGGUGAUUUCUUUUGUUUCUGUUGUUGCUAUAAUAUCAGUUAUCGCAGCAUUUCUAUUUGCUCGAAACUGUUGGAUUCUUCGGAAUGUUAGCAAUAGAAAACCUUCUCGUAUAGAGAGAGAGGAAGUAGAAAUCCUUCCAUGCUUCAUAUUCAAGAGGGCCUAUUUGAACACCAAACGCAUUACUGAAACUUGUGCUAUCUGUCUUGAAGACUAUCAAGAUGGCGAGACACUUCGGCUUCUUCCCUGUCUACAUGGUAUAUGCGUUUCCUUCUCGAUUCAGUUUCAUAAUAUUCUGUCAUUUGUCAUGAAUAAAUAUACUUUAAAUGUGAAUCCAUCAUGUGAAAUUUUCAUCAUGGUUGACAAAUAAAAAUAGUUGAAAUUCAAGUACCUUAUU
This is a messenger RNA of Dendrobium catenatum, 993 nucleotides long. RefSeq lists its product as uncharacterized. The transcript is spliced from 3 exons. Lineage: Eukaryota; Viridiplantae; Streptophyta; Magnoliopsida; Asparagales; Orchidaceae. Bases 1 to 966 code for a protein of 321 amino acids. The record is from RefSeq and is a predicted model, not a curated record.